Messenger RNA from Trichomycterus rosablanca, 1765 nucleotides. It is a transcript of the gene pole2, whose product is annotated as polymerase (DNA directed), epsilon 2. Lineage: Eukaryota; Metazoa; Chordata; Actinopteri; Siluriformes; Trichomycteridae. The record is from RefSeq and is a predicted model, not a curated record. Gene Ontology annotation, molecular function: DNA binding. Gene Ontology annotation, biological process: error-prone translesion synthesis; DNA-templated DNA replication. The transcript is spliced from 19 exons. The coding region runs from base 1 to 1590 and encodes 529 amino acids. Gene Ontology annotation, cellular component: epsilon DNA polymerase complex.
AUGAACAUGGACGCGCGGAGGCUGAAGACAAAAGUUACCGCGGCGUUUAAAAUGCGCGGAUUAAUGCUGAGACCUGAGGCCAGUAAAUAUCUGCUGGAGGUUUUGGAGUCUGUCGGUGAAAGUGAACUGGACGAUGUCAUCGAGCGGAUCCUGGAUGCGGUUGAAAAACAGCCACUGCCCUCCAGCAUGAUCGAGCUCUCGGUGGCUGAGACAGCUGUGCAGGACUGCAGUCAGUCAUGUGAUGAGACCAUAGACAAAGUUUUUAACAUCAUUGGAGCUUUCGACGUGCCCAGAUUUAUUUACAGCACCGAACGAAAGAAAUUCAUACCUAUUAGCAUGACCAGCCACCCGGCUCCCAGCGUGUGCGGACAGGCCAGGGACAAGGCCGAGCUCUUCAGAGAACGUUACACCAUCCUACAGCAGCGGACACAUCGACACGAGCUCUUCACUCCACCAGUGAUCGGCUCGGCUGCAGCUGAAGGGAGGAAUAGAUUCCAGUUGAAGACCGUUGAGGCUCUCUUAGGGAGCACAGCUAAAAUGGGUGAAGUUAUCGUCCUUGGAAUGGUCACACAGCUCAAAGAGGGCAAGUUUUUCCUAGAGGACCAGACUGGCUCAGUGCAGUUAAACCUUUCGAAGGCACAGUUCCACAGCGGCCUGUACACCGAGUCCUGCUUCGUCCUGGCUGAGGGAUGGUAUGAGGAUUCGAUUUUCCAUGUUAAUGCUUUUGGGUUUCCUCCGAUUGAGCCGUCGUCUACCACCAGAGCGUAUUACGGCAACGUGAACUUCUUCGGUGGCCCGUCCUCCACGGCGGUUAAGGCCUCCGCCAAGCUGAAGCAGCUGGAGGAGGACAACGAGGAUGCCAUGUUUGUUAUCGUUUCUGACCUGUGGCUGGACAGCGUGGAGGUCCUGGAGAAGAUCCAGACCAUGUUUUCAGGAUAUUCGUCGAUGCCUCCAACAUGCUUCAUCUUCUGUGGGAACUUCUCCUCCGCCCCGUAUGGCAAGAAUCAGGUCAAGUCACUUAAAGAGUCAUUAAAAGCACUAGCUGAUCUGAUUUGCGAACAUCCCAACAUCCACAACAGCAGCCGCUUUGUGUUCGUUCCUGGCCCUGAAGACCCUGGACCCAGCACUAUUCUACCCAGACCUCCUUUGGCUGAACACAUCACUGAGGAAUUUAGACAGCGCGUCCCUUUCUCCGUCUUCACCACAAACCCGUGCAGGAUCCAGUACUGCAGUCAGGAGAUAGUGGUGAUCCGAGAAGACCUGGUCAACAAGAUGUGUAGGAACUGUGUGAGGCUCCCCAGCAGCAACCUGGACAUCCCAAAUCACUUUGUGAAGACCAUCUUGUCGCAGGGUCAUUUGACUCCACUUCCUCUCUACGUCAGUCCGGUGUAUUGGGCGUACGACUACGCCCUGCGUGUCUAUCCUGUACCUGACGUCAUUGUCUUCGCUGAUAAAUACGACCCCUUCAGCAUCUCCAACACAGAAUGUCUCUCUGUUAACCCGGGCUCUUUUCCAAGAAGUGGAUUUUCCUUCAAGGUGUACUAUCCAUCAAACAAAACGGUGGAGGACAGCAAAUUACAAGGACUUUGAAAGGACGCCGAGCAUUUGGAGCGUGUGGUGACAGAUUUAUUAUGCUUGUAAGAGACUCUAAGAGAGAAAAGUGUAAAGUGAGUGUAAUGAAUGUUUUCCUGUAUUUUGUUUGUAAUCUCUGUAUGUGUAUAUAUCUGAAUACAUUCUCAUUUUGUAGUCAAAUUAAAGUAUUUUA